AUGAAGGGAAUUGAAGCAGUGACUCUAAGCUGCCUCGUCGUAGCCGUCUCGGCAAGCAAUCUGGGAGGCUUCUUCCCUGGCGGCGGCUUCCAAGGGGCUGGUUUCCAUGGUAGCGGACAUCAUGGAGGAGGGAUCCAUCCUGGUGGUGUCCUUGGCGGGGGGAUCCAUGCUGGUGGUGUCCACGGAGGAGGGAUCCAGCCUGGUGGUGUCCUUGGCGGAGGGAUCCAUCCUGGUGGUGUCCACGGAGGAGGGAUCCAACCUGGUGGUUUCCACGGCUCUGGUAUCCAAGUUGGCUUCCAACCUAUCGGCAGCGGAAUCUCCAAUGGCCCGAGCGAGUGCAGAUAUUGGUGCAAGACUCCCGAGGGCCAAGCCUACUGCUGCGAGACCACUUAUGAACCAGAAGGGCCUGUUGGCACCAAGUUAUUAGAGUGCCCAGACGUGCGCCCAACCUGCCCGCAAAGCAUCCGCUCUGGGGCACCUGUACGCUGCUCCAACGACUACAAGUGUGCCAACCUUGACAAGUGUUGCUAUGACAGGUGUCUCAAGGAACACGUAUGCAAGCCCCCUUCAAUCUUCGGGGGCCAUUUCUAA
Molecule: messenger RNA, 591 nt
Organism: Penaeus indicus
Lineage: Eukaryota; Metazoa; Arthropoda; Malacostraca; Decapoda; Penaeidae
Product: acanthoscurrin-1-like
Exons: 2
Coding region: 1-591 (196 amino acids)
Cellular component (GO): extracellular region
Molecular function (GO): peptidase inhibitor activity
Source: RefSeq, a predicted model, not a curated record